This is a messenger RNA of Aspergillus ruber CBS 135680, 1411 nucleotides long. RefSeq lists its product as uncharacterized. Gene Ontology annotation, cellular component: mitochondrion. The transcript has a single exon. The record is from RefSeq and is a predicted model, not a curated record. Bases 58 to 1215 code for a protein of 385 amino acids. Gene Ontology annotation, molecular function: DNA endonuclease activity; crossed form four-way junction DNA binding; flap-structured DNA binding. NCBI's taxonomy places the organism in Eukaryota, Fungi, Ascomycota, Eurotiomycetes, Eurotiales, Aspergillaceae.
GUCUAUAUAUACCCACGGCCAUAAUUGAUUCCCCCAGAAAUAAAGGGCAAGUGCAAAAUGCACUUUACACGCCCCCUUUACCAACCCCAACUCUGGCAGAAAACCCUCCCAUCCCUCAAAUCCACACAUCUCAAAAGCAUUGCCCAAGCAGCGGGAAUCAAAUUCGCAGGGCCCAAAGCCUCCGUUCUAGAACGGAUACAGGGAGAACUAUCAAGACAUGAAGCCGGGAAGAAGCAGCAGAGUGAAAAUGAGAGAGAUAAGGGGCUGAGCGUGCUGAGCAUCGACAUGGGGAUUCGGAAUCUAGCCUUUGCGCAUCUAACAGUCCCCUCAUCUUCUUCCCCAACUUCAACACCAGCGAAGAGACCAGUCGUCACGUUGAACGCAUGGCACCGCAUAGACAUUAGCACCAACCAGCUCUCCACAUCCAUAUCCCCAGGGCUUAUAAACCCAUCACUCUCGAAGCUAGAAAGAACAAAAGAAAAACAACAAAAAGAAGCCCACACCAUGAAUGAAAUCUACACACCAGACUUCUACGCCCAAAAUGCCUACACCUUCCUCACUACACUCCUGGAGAAGUACCAGCCCACGCACAUCCUCAUCGAGCGCCAGCGGUUUCGCUCCGCGAGCGGUGCGGCGGUGCAGGAGUGGUCGUUGCGCGUGGGUGUGUUUGAAGGUGUACUUUAUGCGGUGCUGUAUACGCUAGCUAGACAGCGGCGGCUGGGUCUUUCUUCUUACGAGCCGGCACCUCUUAGUGGGUUCUUUGGGUCUGGGAAUUUCGUCGAUUUUGGGCCUGGUCCUGUUGUUAACGGGAUAGAGCCCUCGCGGGUGCUGCGCUACUGGGGUGAGCGCAUGGUCUUCAAAAGUUUCUUCCUCGAGGGGAAGGAGAAGAAGACUGCCAGGGAUGGCAAGAAGGUUAAGAUUGAUCUUGUAGGGCACUGGCUCGAUCCUGAGCAUCCAUUAACAGACGAAGUUGACAAGGGCGGGAAUCUGUCGACAGACCUUAUUGUUGGGGAGGAUGUUGAGUUGAAUGAUACUUUACAUGCUUAUUUAACAAAGUGGCAUAAGAAGCGUGCGAAGGAUAAGGGAAAGGAAAUUGGAAAGUUGGAUGAUUUGGCGGAUUGUCUUUUGCAGGGCAUGACUUGGUUGGAGUGGCAGGUUAUGAGGGAUAGAAUCUUGAAGGAGGGGGUUGAUUUUCUUUUUGAAGAUAGGAGUUGAUUCUAUACAGUGUCCUCCAGGUAAUGUCCAUUAUUGUAAGCACGGAAGAUCAAGAUAAAGGCAAUCUUGGGGUCAGCAUAAUGAACGCCUCCCAACCUCCUAAUUACUUCGCAUCGUUCCUCCAUGCUGAAAACAUCUUGGACAAUAGCCCCGCCUAUUUCUCUUACUCUACCCCUUAUUAUAUGCAAAACCCGGA